AUGGUGGAAACAAGGAUUCAAACGCUAAAAGAAGGAAGAAAUCGGGACAGACCGGUGAAGGUGGGAUCGGGAGAAAACCAACCCUGUGGUGGCCGAGAUCUUCUCCCUCGUGUCGAGAGACGAAGCCCGGCAUGCCGGAUAGUACAUGUGGAUUUACGGAAGGAAAGAUUCCUGAACAAAGGCCUCUCGGACUUCAACUUGGAUUUGGAUUUGGGUUCCCUAACAAAGGCUAGGAAGUACACAUUCUUCAAGCCAAAGUUCAUCUUCCAUGCAACAUAUCUAUCUGAAAAGAUUGGAUACUGGAGGUAUAUCACAAUACAUAGGCACUUAAAGGCCAAUACUGGGUUCAAAGUGUACCCAAUCUUCAAAUACAUUGAGAACUGGUGCCGGGAUGAGAACAGGCACGGAGGCUUCUUCUCUGCCUUAUUGAAAGCUCAGCCGCAGUUCCUUAGUGACGGGAAGGCCAAGCUGUGGUCUCGAUUCUUCUGCCUCUCAGUCUAUGUGACGAUGUACCUGAAUGAUUGCCAGCGAACAGCUUUCUUUGAGGGCAUUGGUCUCAACACCAAAGAAUUUGGCAUUCAUGUCAUCAUUGAGACCAACCGAACAAUAGCGAGGAUUAUUCCAGCUCUAUUAGGUGUGGAGAACCCAGAAUUCAAGAGAAAGUUGGAUAGAAUGGUGGAGAUCAACCAGAAGCUCAUCGCCAUUGGAGAGAGCCAGGUUCUUCCUCUGGUGAAGAACUUGAAGAGAAUACCUGUUGAUUUUGCUGCUUUUGAGCCGUGACUUGCGUGCUGAUUUUGUAAAAGACUAGUCCACAGAUACAUGAUGCAUUAUUUUGUUUAAAUGUUCAGAACAGAUGAUGAUUGCAUCAAUUAGAGGCACGACGGACCUGUCAGAGUCUGCUUUGUAUCUGUUGUAGAUAUAUAUGGAUGCAUGUUUCAUUAUAUCUAAUGUCAAGUGAUUCAAAACUGUUAUUCUGCAUAA
Molecule: messenger RNA, 981 nt
Organism: Musa acuminata AAA Group (dessert banana)
Lineage: Eukaryota; Viridiplantae; Streptophyta; Magnoliopsida; Zingiberales; Musaceae
Product: magnesium-protoporphyrin IX monomethyl ester [oxidative] cyclase, chloroplastic-like
Exons: 6
Coding region: 1-780 (259 amino acids)
Biological process (GO): photosynthesis; chlorophyll biosynthetic process
Cellular component (GO): chloroplast thylakoid membrane
Molecular function (GO): metal ion binding; magnesium-protoporphyrin IX monomethyl ester (oxidative) cyclase activity
Source: RefSeq, a predicted model, not a curated record